Ipomoea nil (Japanese morning glory) is the source of this 1511-nucleotide messenger RNA. Its product is annotated as protein SHI RELATED SEQUENCE 1-like. Lineage: Eukaryota; Viridiplantae; Streptophyta; Magnoliopsida; Solanales; Convolvulaceae. The annotation marks the transcript as partial. The record is from RefSeq and is a predicted model, not a curated record. Gene Ontology annotation, cellular component: nucleus. Gene Ontology annotation, biological process: positive regulation of DNA-templated transcription. The transcript is spliced from 2 exons. Gene Ontology annotation, molecular function: DNA-binding transcription factor activity; DNA binding.
GGGUCUGGGAAAGAUCAAGAUCAUCACCACCCAGAAUUGGGAGGUGGCAAUAGUAAUAGUAAUUUGUUUUUGUUCAAGAAUGAGGAGAUCUACAACAAGGGUUUUGAGCUAUGGCAGCAGUACUAUCAUAUGCAUCAUCAUCAUCAACAGCGUGGGGUGCAGCAGCACCAGCUGGUGGAUUUCUCCGUAGGAGUGGGGCCCAGCAGAAACGCCGGGCACGGCGGAGGAGGAGGCGGAGGGAGCAGUAGCAGUAGCGGUGGGAAUUUGGUGGGGAGUGAUGACCAGAAUCCGGGGCCGAGUUUUAGGGUUCUGAGGCAGGGAGGAGGAGGAGGUGGUGGUGGGGGGAGUAGUAGCGGCGGAGUGAAUUGCCAGGACUGUGGGAACCAGGCCAAGAAAGACUGCACUCAUCUCCGGUGCCGGACUUGCUGUAAGAGCAGAGGGUUUCAGUGCCAGACGCACGUGAAGAGCACCUGGGUCUCCGCCGCCAAACGCCGUGAACGGCAGCAGCAGCAGCAGCUCUUCUCCCUCCAGCAACACCAAACUCAGCCGCUUAGCUUCCGUGCCGAAAACCCCAAACGCCAACGUGACAGCUCUUCCCCCCUCGCCUGCACUCGCAUCACCACCACUUCUUCUGGGUUAGAAGUGGGCGGCCACUUCCCGGCGGAGGUGAAUUCUCCGGCGGUUUUUCGGUGCGUGAAGGUGAGCGCCAUGGACGACGAAGUGGACCAGUACGCAUACCAGACAGCGGUCAGCAUCGGCGGCCAUGUUUUCAAGGGAAUUCUCUACGAUCAGGGCGCGGAAACCCGGUACCCUUCCGCCGGCGGCGGCCAUGAGGGCUCCUCAGGCAGCGGCGCAGCCCAGCAACCGCUAAAUCUCAUUUCCGGCGCCGCCACUAGCCACCAGCAAGCGGCGGCAGUUGCCACCAUGAUUGACCCUUCACUGUACCCAACUCCGCUCAGUGCAUUCAUGGCUGGUACGCAAUUCUUUCCACCACCACGACCUUAAACACUGCAAAAGAUGAGAGUUUUGUUGUGUCUGUAGAGAAAGAAAGAAAGAAGGCCAAAUGGCUUCUGAGAAUGACAAAAAGAGCUUAAUUAGCUUAAACCUCCCAAUUAAUUGUUAAUCACCUUUACUAAUCACCUUAUCCAUUGACAUCCUUUGAGCAAAACAAUGACAAGGACGAGGAAACAAUGUUUGUUUGUCAACACUUUAGUUGUUUCUGUUGGGAGGUUCAAGUAUGAUUUUGCUAUGGUCAUAUUAUUAUUAGCUUAAUUACUUGAUUAAUUGGUAAUAAUAAUGUAUGAUGAUUCAUCUUAUGGAUAACAUAACUCCAUAUUUAUUGUACUUUUAUGGGACAUCUUCAAUCCUGUCUUCUCGGAAUUCAAAUCAAUUCUGGUUUACCUUAUCGUGGUUUCUGUUGACUAGAAUCAUAAGGCGGGCUUUACAUAGAAUCUCCACACCUUCAGAUAGUAUUGAGGGUUUUCCGGAAAUCAAAGAAUUUAAAUGAACUG